Rotaria sordida is the source of this 573-nucleotide messenger RNA. The record is from the annotation of a GenBank genome assembly. NCBI's taxonomy places the organism in Eukaryota, Metazoa, Rotifera, Eurotatoria, Philodinida, Philodinidae.
AUGGCUAAAGAAUUAUCUAAGAAAGAAACAUCAGGAGAACUUAUUGAUAAACAAAUGACCGUACUGAAAGCUAAUACAGAGCUUAGCGAACCAGAAAUACAAAAAUUUUAUAGUGAUUUCAAGAACGAAUGUCCAUCAGGCACGAUGAACAAAGAGCAGUUCUACAAGUUUUACAAGAGAAUUCUGGUUUCGAAAGAGAAAGAUCUUAGUUUUGUCGAUAAUAUGUUUGCAGUAUUCGACCAAAAUCAUGAUGGCUCAAUCGCUUUUAGUGAAUUUGUAUUAACUUUGGCCAUGCUAAAAAAGCGUGAUUUGAAUGGUACACUCAAUCUUGGAUUCGAAAUGAUGGAUAUAUCAGGCGAUGGAUAUAUUAGUUACGAAGAGAUGGUUGACUUCUUAGAGAAAAUAUUGCGACUGACAGAUCCUGAAGAUAAAAAAGAUAUGAACUCAAAAUUACUUACUAUAGGGAUCUUCAACAUGUUUAAUCUGAAUAAAAGACAGAACAUAAGCAAGAAGCAAUUUAUAGAUGGAUGCAAAAAUAACCAAAGCAUUGCCGAAAUAUUUGGAUUCUCAUGA